UAGCAUGCCAACCCUUUCUUCUGCAUAAAAUACAACGUCGUCUCAAUCACCCAACCAACCAACCAUAGCUUGCACCAAAUUUUAGACUCUCUCUCUCUCUCUCUCACACACACACACACUUUCCACCGCCUCAAAACCCCAAUUCCAAAACCGCUGGGUUUGCUUCUGCUUUAGCUCAUUACUAUAUAUUAAAAUACUCGUUCCGCAAACUCACGCGGCCUCGUCGGUUCCAUCAAUCGUUCUUGCGAAGUCGUCAUCGAGUUUGGACGCACGUGACGGAUUUUAGCGGAGUCGGUCAUCGAAUCCGCGACUCUCGCGAGUAGAGUGUAAUAGAAGAAAAGAAAUUACUAAACUCCAUGGCGGUUACUACUGUUGUUAGUCACUGAUUUGUUUCUUAUAAGGCGCUAGUAUUUCGCGUUUCACGACGGCGACCAAGAGUGGUGGUUUGCACGUGAGAGCUUGCAUCGCCAUCGUGUGUAGGUUCGUGAACUUGAGAUCACGGUUUUUGAGUGAGCCAUAAAAAAUAAUGCCUCACAGGGCCACUUACUUUUUCCCGAGGCAGUUCCCGGAGAGAGGGUUGGAUGAAUCUUCUAAGCAGAGAUUGGAUCGCGAGAAGAACAAAAUCGUCAACUUCAACUCCAUCAAAUCAUCAGAUACCUUUGCCUUUGAAAGCGACGCGCCGAAAAAGCCAACGCCGCAAACUCCCGCCAAGGACGACGUCGUUUUCUCCUCCGCCAAGGAAUCCGCGGUUUCCGACCUCUUCACCGGCGCUGACAAGUUCCGAACCAAGCAGAAACAAAUCGCCGCUUUCUGCGAUUGGUUGAUCGAUAAGAAGAAGGAUCGGAACCGGCCGAGUCAACACAAUUUCAAAUCCUAUGUCAACGAGGACGAGGAGGAGGAUGACGACCGCGAGCUUCUGCUUCCGCUUCCGCCGCCGCCGCAGGCGGCGGAGGCGGCGUCGGAGGUGAAGGAUGCCUUCGACCGGAACUUCGACCGGCAGGUUUCGCUGCCGCGGUUGUCCAGCGGGAGCAGCUACGCCGGAAGCCUGUUCACGCUGGACGGCACCGCCACAUUUUCAAGUGACGUCACCAAGGACGAAACGUCGUCGUUUCAGGUCUUCACUGAAGACGCGACGAAGAAGCAUGAACAAGAAGAAGAAGAAGAAAAAGAAAAACGCAGCACCGCGCAGAAGUACAAAGAGAGCUACUACCUGCAACUCGCGUUGGCGGAGAGGCUCUCUUGCUUGGCAAGCCUCGCCUCCGAACCUGUCAUCACACUCGACGCUGGCCCCGAAACGUGGGACGCUGAAUCCGUUUCUUAUCGUCUAUGGGUGAGUGGGUGCUUGUCGUACACGGACAAGAUAUCGGACGGUUUCUACAACAUAUUGGGGAUGAAUCCGUAUCUGUGGGUGAUGUGCAACGACGUGGAGGAAGAAGGGAAGCGGUUACCGACUCUGAUGGCACUUAAGGCGGUUGAACCUAGCGAGACUUCCAUAGAGGUAGUUCUUUUCGAUAGACAUGAGGACUCUCGGCUUAAGGAGCUUCAAGAUAAAGCUCAAGAGUUGUAUUCUGCUUCGGAGAACGCGUUGGUGCUGGUGGAGAAGCUCGGAAAACUCGUUGCCAUAUGCAUGGGGGGUACGUUCCCGGUGGAGCAAGGAGAUCUACACAAGCGGUGGAAGCUGGUUAGCAAGAGGUUGAGGAACUUUCACCAAUGUGUUGUGCUUCCCGUGGGUAGCUUGUCUAGUGGACUCUGUAGGCAUCGCGCGAUUCUCUUCAAGAGAUUAGCGGAUUACAUAGGUUUGCCAUGUCGCAUUGCUCGAGGUUGCAGGUACUGUGUUUCAGAUCAUAGAUCGUCUUGCCUUGUCAAGAUUAAAGAUGAUAGACAGCUCUCAAGGGAAUAUGUAGUUGACCUGGUUGGGGAACCAGGAAAUGUCCAUGGGCCGGAUUCCUCAAUUAAUGGAGCCUACGUGUCUUCAAUACCUUCCCCACUUCAGAUUUCUCAUUUGAAAGAAAACCGAUCACCAUAUGUGGAUGUUGCAGCAUGUUCUCAAUCUCUUGGUAACACAUAUUCAGGCUGUGUACAGGAAGAUCAACAAGUUGAAGAAACUGAUUUGCUGAAAAAAAAUAAUGGCUCUAUUUAUGCUGCAAUAGAUCAAACUUGUGGAGGUACAGAACCACCUCUAAUUCCUUUUGGCUUGAAAGGGAAUGACAAGGAAUGUGCAAUUCUAGGUUUAUUAAAUUUUCCUCCCAUCAAUGAAGGUGUCUCUGAAGAUCUUCACCCAUCUAAAGCAUCAUUACAGGAAUACCCCAGGCUCAGUAAAGAUUCAGUUGUAGUACUAGAAGCUUCCUACAAAGAGAUCAUUGUAAAGGGGAGUUCUGGGGUAAAAAGUAACUAUAAGCAAUCUAUACUGAGCUCAUCUAGCAAAUCAGAGCAGGAAGAAGGAAAAAAUAAACUUGAAAAUCAGGGUGCUGGGAAUAUUCCAAGAUACUUGAAUCUUGAACCAUCACUUGCAAUGGACUGGCUUGAGAUAUCAUGGGAUGAUUUACGAAUCAAAGAGCGUAUUGGUGCUGGAUCAUUUGGGACAGUGUAUCGUGCUGAAUGGCAUGGAUCAGAUGUCGCUGUCAAAGUUUUAACAGUUCAGGAUUUCCAUGAUGACCAGUUGAAAGAGUUUCUGAGAGAGGUUGCAAUAAUGAAACGAGUUCGUCAUCCAAAUGUGGUGCUCUUCAUGGGUGCAGUUACUAAACGUCCUCAUCUAUCUAUAGUAACAGAAUAUUUGCCUAGAGGAAGUUUAUUCCGCUUAAUACAUAAGCCAGCAUCUGGUGAGAUUCUAGAUCCAAGGAGAAGAUUACGGAUGACUUUAGACGUGGCUAAAGGGAUCAAUUAUCUCCAUUGUUUGAAGCCUCCAAUUGUGCACUGGGAUCUCAAAACCCCAAAUCUGUUAGUGGACAAAAAUUGGACUGUAAAGGUGUGUGAUUUUGGAUUGUCCCGAUUUAAGGCGAACACUUUCUUAUCAUCAAAAUCUGUUGCUGGAACACCUGAGUGGAUGGCUCCAGAAUUUCUUCGUGGAGAACCUUCAAAUGAGAAGUCUGAUGUUUACAGUUUUGGAGUUAUCCUGUGGGAACUUGUGACCCUGCAACAACCGUGGCAUGGACUUAGUCAUGCCCAGGUGGUAGGAGCUGUCGCUUUCCAGAAUAGGAGGCUUGCUGUUCCUCCAAACAUCUCCCCGGCAUUGGCCUCCCUCGUGGAAUCUUGUUGGGCCGAUAACCCUGCUGAUCGCCCAUCUUUUGGUAGCAUAGUUGAAUCGCUAAAGAAGCUACUGAAGUCACCAGCAGAUGCGAUACGAAUGGGUGGGAAAUAACGAGACGCUGCCCUUGAUUUGGGUUUUUUGUUGCUGAAAUUUAUUAACCUGACCCUGGUUGGUCAUAUACAUAUACUCCUAUUGAUGGCAUGGUAGUUGCAAAUGUAUAUCGAUCGGUUGAUUCAUUUCAUGCUAUUGCUAACCCAUCUCGUAAGGGCACUUAAAGCAAUCAAUUCUCUAGUAACUUAGAAGAGGUGCUGCCUGGACUCUGCUAAAAUGACGACCUCAAGCUCUUUUAUCAAUAGCUUUGAGAUCUAUAAAAUAUUUUGUGACUUGCUGCCUCCAAGCUAUAACUAUUUGGAGUUUCCUAUUGUUUUAAGAUUGUAAAUAUGUAAUAAUCAUUUUGACAAUAUGUAUCUCAUCGUCUAGAACCCUGUUCUUACUUCUUA
This is a messenger RNA of Cajanus cajan (pigeon pea), 3747 nucleotides long. RefSeq names its product Protein kinase superfamily protein. NCBI's taxonomy places the organism in Eukaryota, Viridiplantae, Streptophyta, Magnoliopsida, Fabales, Fabaceae. The record is from RefSeq and is a predicted model, not a curated record. Gene Ontology annotation, biological process: protein phosphorylation. Gene Ontology annotation, molecular function: protein serine/threonine kinase activity; ATP binding.